Molecule: messenger RNA, 5217 nt
Organism: Medicago truncatula (barrel medic)
Lineage: Eukaryota; Viridiplantae; Streptophyta; Magnoliopsida; Fabales; Fabaceae
Exons: 10
Coding region: 530-4174 (1214 amino acids)
Biological process (GO): regulation of DNA-templated transcription
Cellular component (GO): nucleus
Molecular function (GO): transcription coregulator activity
Source: RefSeq, a predicted model, not a curated record
AUUAUAGUGAUACGAAAGCUUGCCGUUUCCAUCUCUGAUCAACCAAGCUCGAUUCCGAGCGAGGACAAUUUGGGUAUAUUUCAUUCUCAUCUUCCCACGCGUAUAGCACAUUCAUCGAUUUUCAGGUUCGAUUCAUUGCUUUGGGAUUAGGGUUCAUAGUUUGUGGAUUUUAACGUUGUAUUGAACAGAAAACGUUUUCUGACACGACGGACCGUUUUGGCGUUUACCCAAGUUGUCACGUGCUGAAGAAAACAACCAUGGAAGUUAACCUUCGUCAGUAUAUAAUUCAAACACUGAGUCGGCCGAAAUUGGGGUUGCUGCGAAUCAGAAUGCAGUUUCUACUAGUGACGGCUGUGAAAGGAGUUUGAAACCUGUGGAAGAUAAAGAAGAAGAGGAGGAAGAGGAAGAGGAAGAAGAAGAUGCAGACUUUAAUCCUUUGUUUCUAAAGGAAACACUUUCAGAUGCUUCAUCAAGUUUGAGUUCUGAAGGUGAUGGAUUGGAUCGUAAUGUUGUAGAUAGUGGGCCAUCUAUGGAUAUAGAUUUGGAAAAGAUAACGGAUAAUGAGCAAAUCUGUAGUGCAGUAGAUUCUGAACAUGGCGAGGAGGAAAUUGUUUUAGAAGCGGCAGGUAUGAUAUCUCAAUUGGAGAUUGAUAAGGAGAAGAAGAAUGACUUGAUUAGUGGUACUAGUGAUGGUUUUAGGAUAGAAGACAUAAGCAACACAACGAAACCCCGAAGCCCAGUGAUAGACAUAGAUACUGAGGAUGCUAUUUGUAUGCGUACUAGAGCUCGUUAUUCGCUUGAAGGUUUCAGUCUUGAUGAGCUUGAGACCUUUCUUCAAGAGACUGAUGAUGAAGAUGAUGUUCAAAAUGUCGAUGAUGAAGAAGAGUAUAAAAAAUUUCUAGCAGCUGUAUUACAGGGUGGAGAACGUGACGGUCUUUCAUCUCAUGAAAAUGAAAACCUUGAUGAUGAUGAGGAUAAUGAUGCAGACUUUGAGUUAGAGCUUCAGGAGUUGCUGGACAGUGAUGCUGACGAGAAUGCAGCGGUAGAAACCCGAAAUGAGUGUGAUGGUGCUGGACGACGACCAAAGACUAGACAAAAUAAUCGCCGGAAGAGCUCUUCCCAAAGUGAGAGAAAAACAUUCGGACAGGUUAACAGGCCACUGCGGCCCAUUUUGCCUUGUUGGCUUAAUGGACAACUUGUUUCAGGGAAUGGUUUGAUGCCUGAAGCUACUUGUAGCAUUCAAUCUUCUGCUUCAAGAAAUGGUCUUGUUAAUGGCUUUACUCCCCAACAGAUUGGUCAGCUGUACAGUUUGAUACAUGAGCAUGUACAACUGCUUAUUCAGGUAUUUUCGCUGUCAGUUCUUGAGCCUUCACACAAACAGGUAGCUUCUCAAGUUCAGAGUAUGCUUUUUGAGAUGCUUCACAAACGGGAUGCAGUAUUAGCUUCAACAAGAACACCAUAUCCUGCUGUUUGCUUUACUCCAUCUGUCCCAGGCCAGUGCCACACAGGAUCUGCUUCUAUCCAAGAUGCAAUGAGUGUGAGGAUUCCUCAAUACCAUCAGACCUCUUCUGAAGGUUUGAAUGGGCAAAGAAGUUGUUUUCAAGAUGCUGACGGUUCUUUCUGGUUUCCUAUUGUAAGAGGCCCUGUGCUAUCUAUGUUGGAUGUUGCUCCUCUUAAUUUACUAAGAGGAUAUGUAAAUGACAUUAAUUCUGCUGCCCGAGAGUUUCGAAAGCGAUUCAUUGAAUCUGGUUUUGAUCAAGUUAUUGAAAAGGAACCUCUAUUUCCUUUUUCUUCAUCUGUUGUUGGAGCCAAUAGUACAGUCUCAUCUUCACCUGAUAAAAAACAACCUAAGAAAACAUUGGCUGGCAUGCUUGUUGAAAGUUCCAAAAAGCAGUCAAUUGCUUUGGUGCCAAAGGAAGUUGCGAGCAAAACUCAAAGAUUUUUGGCCUUUUUUAAUCCAGCAUUAUUCCCACACAAGCCACCCCUGGCAGCAUCUGUAAAUAGGACACUUUUCACUGAUUCAGAGGACGAAUUACUAGCCUUAGGGAUAUUGGAAUAUAAUACAGAUUGGGAAGCAAUUAAACAAAGAUUUCUUCCCAGCAAGUCUACGCAUCAGAUUUUUGUCAGACAGAAAAAUCGUUGCUCUUCAAAGUCAUCAGAGAACCCAAUAAAGGCAGUUCGAAGAAUGAAAACCUCCCCAUUGACUGAAGAGGAGAUAGCAUGCAUUGAUGAGGGACUUAAGCAUUAUAAAUCUGAUUGGAUGUCAGUAUGGCAAUAUAUUGUUCCACACAGAGAUCCAUUCUUGCUUCCACGCCAAUGGCGAGUUGCUCUUGGGACUCAAAAGUCUUACAAGGUAGCUGAAGGAAAAAAGGAGAAGCGGAGAUUGUACGAGUCUGGAAGAAGAAAGUCGAAAGCUACUGAGACAGAAUGUGGGCAACCUAGGUCUGAUAAAGAGGAUUGUGAGGCCGAAAUUGCAGAUGGCAUGGAUCAUUCAGAUGUUCCUUAUGUCCACCAGGCAUUUCUGGCAGAUUGGAGACCAGACACGUCUACUCUUAAUCAUUCAGAACACAUUUCCUCGGCAUCUGCAGAAGUAAAUCUUGGCCAUGAUUCAGUUUCACAAGAUAGUCAGCUUUAUAGAGGAAUUAACAACUAUGGUUUAAGUGGAAAUGUUCAACAUCAGAAUGGUAAUCAGCCUGCAUUUCCAUCCAUAUACAAGCUUCCCCUGCCUUUUCACUCUACAUCUGAUUUUAGGAGUGGCAUGAAAGGUGCUCCCAGUGCAACUAUUCCUAAAAACCCAUUUUUGGGUACGACCUCUAGCUCCAAGUACUGUUCUCGGCCAUAUCGGUCUCGGAGGCCAAAUAGCGCUCACUUGGUAAAAUUAGCACCGGGCUUGCCUCCUGUAAAUCUUCCUCCAUCUGUUCGUGUAGUUUCUCAGACUGCUUUUAAAGGUUUCGAGACUGGAACAUCAAAAGUUCAUCCUUGUCGAGAUGGUGUUAAUGAUGUUAGAAAAGAUAAUUCUGCGUCUCAAAUUCCUCAUGGUGAGAAAAUUGGAAUUGAUCAUCGUGCUAAACGUGCAAGACCUAUGCCAAAAGACAGUGGGGUACAUUCUCAAUUAGAAAGUUCUGAAACUGCUGAAGGCAGAUCUACUGUGGCAGAGAAAUCCACUUACGCUGAUCUCCAAAUGCAUCCUCUUCUGUUCCAGGUCACUGAAGUGGGUAACACACAUUAUUAUCCAUUUAAAUUUAAUUCUGAUCCUUCUAGUUCCUUCAGCUUCUUCUCAGGUAGACAGCCGCAAUUAAAUCUGAGUCUGUUCAGUAGUUCACAGCAACAAGGGCACGUUGAUAGUGCUAACAAGUCAUUGCAGUCAAAGAAUUCCUCAUUAAGGUUAGGAGGCAUUGAUUUUCACCCACUUCUGCAGAAAUCUAAUGAUACACAGGCGCCAACUAGUUCGGAUGCUAUUCAGGCCGAGCCACUUGUCAAUAGUGGUGUGCCUGAUACAACUAAUAUAUCUUCUGGUCUUUAUGACAAAUCCAAUGAACUUGACUUGGAGAUUCAUCUAAGUUCUGUAUCAGAAAGUGAGAAAUCUAUGAAAAGUAGACAGCUAAAGGAACACGUUCCUAUAGAGUCUCAGCAAAUCAUAGCUAGUAGUGCAACAGAAAUGAAUGCUCCAUAUUGUCAGCAGGGUGGUAGAAUUCCUUCACCGAGCGGCUGUAUACUUGCUUCAAGUGCCCCUUUAGUCGUUCCUGAUGAUAACAUUACCAGAUAUGAUGAUGUUGGUAACCAGUCUCAUCCUGAGAUAGUGAUGGAGCAAGAAGAGUUAAGUGAUUCCGAGGAAGAUAUUGAAGAACAUGUUGAGUUUGAGUGUGAGGAGAUGGCUGAUUCUGAGGGAGAGGAUGGUUCAGGAUGUGAACAAGCUUCUGAGGUUCAAAAUAAGUUUGAGUGUGAGGAGAUGUCUGAUUCUGAGGAAGAGGAUGGUUCAGGCUGCGAACAAGCUCCCGAGGUUCCAAAUGAGGAGGUCCCAAGAGCCAAUUCUGAUAUUCAACUUGAUUCUUGUCUCCCUACAACUGAUGCUAUGCCAAAUAUGACUUUGAUUAGUAAGGAAAUGGAUGACAAAAGUAAUUCGUCGUGGCUAAGUUUAGACUUUAUGUUUAGACUUAAGUUUAGACUCAAGUAGAUUCAAAAAUCUUGUACCAUCAAAGGCUAUGCUUCAGCAGGUAACAACUGGUGAAGAUUCUGCGUCCAAAAACUUCUCAAUUGGUAAAGCAGACAUGGGGGAGGGACAUUCCGAAGACAUUGUACAAUCGCCAAGCAUAGGUCCUCGUGUGUGUAGACCACGAAAUCCCAGGAAGCGUCGCAGCGAAUUGAAUACAAAUAAAUGAUUGACCGUUGAAAAAAUCAAACCAUGAUGGUAAUGGUGAAGAUAGCUUAUUGAAAUUUUCUGGCAAGUCGUGUGCAAAUUGGAUUCAAUGUUAUUGAGUUCAGGACAUGGUGGUAGUGUUCAAGACUUUUGAUUGAUGCACCAUACUACCAUCUAAAUUCUGAAUUAACUGGACUUUUUGCUGCUGCUGAUGUUGUUGUUCGUCGUCGUCGUAUUCGCCAUCAUCUAAUAUUAUUGCAAUUGCUGGAUGGCAGUUAAUCAGAGGUCAGUUGCUACAGGAUAAAGAAAAUCGACAACAAUUUUUCCCCUUCCCUUUGUCCUUUGAUGGAGCUCCUUCGUAUUUUCAAGGUAGUCUGAAUAAUUUGAACUUUAGAUUUGUAUAGUUACUGGCAAGGGUUCAAGUGAUGUGUUUUGUCUUUGUAAAUAUGUUAAGAGGUCAUGGCCAAAAAAAAAUUGAUCUUCACUGGGUCAUGUUCACUGGACAACAUUUAAAAAAAAAAAAAUUAGUUCCUUGUGGAAUUAUUCAAUUGUACAGAACUUCGUCCACUAAUUUUGACCUCCCAACAAAUAAUGUCCAAAGAAGUGCCAAGAACUUAUCCAUUGGAUCCUUGCUCAUAGCUUUUGCUGUAAUUAUUUUUGUUCAGGCUAGAACCUCCAAUAUUUAAUUCACCCAUUAACCAUUUAUUGUAUCUGAAAUAUCAGGUUGGGAAUGUCUAUGAUAUUAUUUUUAGCUAUUGUAAUGUUUUAACCGAUAAGGUGUUUAACUUAUAAAUAUCUUUGCAUCAUACCUGCAAGAGAACUUAAAUUUGUAUAUUUGAAUACAACUUGUGUUAUGUUAA